Molecule: messenger RNA, 5077 nt
Organism: Jaculus jaculus (lesser Egyptian jerboa)
Lineage: Eukaryota; Metazoa; Chordata; Mammalia; Rodentia; Dipodidae
Gene: Usp53
Product: ubiquitin specific peptidase 53
Exons: 16
Coding region: 709-4032 (1107 amino acids)
Biological process (GO): response to auditory stimulus; sensory perception of sound; protein deubiquitination
Cellular component (GO): cell-cell junction
Molecular function (GO): cysteine-type deubiquitinase activity
Source: RefSeq, a predicted model, not a curated record
UGUCUGGGCUCCAGCGCGGGGGAGCGUCGGUGCGGGCGGAGGUGUCGCAGCUGUGCGGAGAGGCGGAGCCGGCCGCAGGAGGAGGAGGCAGCGCGGGAGGGAAGGCCGGUGUUUUCCUACCUGGCUCGCACGCUGCUGGUGCUGGGAGAGUAGAGCUCCAAGAUUUGCUUUGAGGUCACAUUGGUAUGAAAUAUGGAUAUGUCAUCUUUGAUGAGAAGUUCACCUGGGAAAGAAAAGAACUUGUUUCUUAUUAGAAAAAUGUAAGGAAAACAAGUGAUCAGAGAAAUCAUGCCAAAGGCCAACUCUUCAUCUUUUUGUAUCAUCUUUGUGUAGCUUUUGAUGCAUCAAGACAAAUGAAUCAUACAUUAAGAAAAAAGAGUUGGUCAUUGAUAUUAUUUGCAGCAGUUUAAAAUCUUUUUCAUGACUAUAUACAACACUGCUAUAAAAUUCAACACAUAUAAAAAUCUGCAAGACUGUGAUUAAAUACCUAUCUUUUUUAUCUCUCAGAAUUUCAAUACUUUUAACUUGAUUUUUCCUUACCAAAGUCCUCAAAAAUUUCUAACAUUGGGAUAGAGAUGGACUUGGAAAUAUGUACUCUUAUAACAGACUGCAGUGAAUUUAAGACAAGUCAAGUCCUCAGCCAUUGUGCCAUCCUGAACAUCACAUGAGAACAUAGCUCUGAGCUUCACUGCAAACAUUUCUUUGAAAAUGGCGUGGGUAAGAUUCUUACGGAAACCUGGUGGUAAUCUUGGAAAAGCUUAUCAAGCUGGAAGCAUGCUUUCGCUGGCCCCCACUGUAGGCUUGCUGAAUGAACCCGGACAAAACAACUGCUUUCUCAAUAGUGCUGUGCAGGUUUUAUGGCAAUUGGAUAUAUUUCGACGAAGCUUGCGGGUUCUAACUGGACAUGUCUGUCAGGGAGAUGCCUGCAUAUUUUGUGCAUUAAAGACAAUAUUUGCACAGUUCCAGCACAGUCGAGAAAAGGCCCUUCCUUCAGAUAAUAUAAGGCACGCUCUUGCUGAGAGCUUCAAAGAUGAGCAGCGCUUUCAAGUUGGCCUCAUGGAUGAUGCUGCAGAGUGCUUUGAAAAUAUAUUGGAGAGGAUUCAUUUUCACCUGGUGCCAAGCAGAGAUGCAGACAUGUGUACCUCUAAAUCUUGUAUCACUCAUCAGAAGUUUGCCAUGACUCUUUAUGAACAGUGUGUGUGUCGUAGCUGCGGAGCUUCCUCAGACCCUCUGCCUUUUACAGAGUUUGUGCGGUACAUUUCUACAACAGCCCUAUGCAAUGAAGUUGAAAAAAUGAUGGAAAGGCAUGAACGCUUUAAACCCGAGAUGUUUGCAGAAUUGCUACAAGCAGCAAAUACAACAGAUGACUACCGGAAAUGUCCUAGUAACUGUGGCCAAAAAAUAAAAAUUCGCCGUGUUUUAAUGAAUUGCCCAGAGAUUGUCACAAUUGGGCUAGUCUGGGACUCAGAACAUUCUGACUUGACUGAAGAUGUUAUUCGGAAUAUAGCAACACAUAUGUAUCUUCCUGGGCUUUUCUAUAGGGUUACUGAUGAAAAUGCCAAAGAUAGUGAACUUCACCUUGUGGCUAUGAUCUGCUACACCAGCCGACAUUAUUGUGCCUUUGCUUUUCAUACCAAGAGUUCCAAGUGGGUGUUUUUUGAUGAUGCACAUGUGAAAGAGGUUGGAACGAGAUGGAAAGAUGUCAUGUCCAAGUGUAUCCGAUGCCAUUUUCAGCCACUGCUUCUGUUUUAUGCAAACCCAGAUGGUACAGCAGUCUCCACUGAGGAUGCACUCAGGCAGGUUGUCAGCUGCUCACACUACAAAUCUGUUGCAGAAAAUAUGGGUUGUGAAAAGCCUACAGUCUACAAGCCAGAUAAUCUGAAAGAAAAUGGAUUUAGUGGACAAGCAAAACAGAGAGAACAUCAGAAGCUUCAAACCAAUAAUGUUUCAUCAUUUAAUCGAAGCCAAAUUCAGCCAAAUGGAGGGAGAGUUAAGUUCAACUACAGUGAUCAAAGAGAAAAGAUAAAAGAUAUCUCCAGAGAAUGUGCUCUGAAAGCUAUUGAACAGAAAAACAUGCUUUCUUCACAAAAGAAAGAUUUAGAAAAGGGACAAAGAAAAGAUGUAAGCCAACAUAGAGAUUUGGCAGAUGAAGAUCUCACUCAUCUCAAGUCUGGAUCACCUCCAACCCCAAAUGGCUUUAGACAACAAGUGAAUCCACAUCUCUAUCAUAGCCAAGGCAAAGGACCCUGUAAAUAUGACCGCAUUGCACACGAGAGCCAAAUUUCUGGACAAAUGAUAAGUUCAGGCAGAUCUUCGAUUCCUGUUCCAGAAGAGAAAACAGCAAGCAAAGUUAGGAGUGACAGUGGCACUGGAUAUGACACAGACAGCAGCCAAGAUUCUAGGGACAAAGGAAGCAGCUGCAAUAGCAGGAGUAAAAGCCGGAACCGUGGUUGGAAACCUAUGAGAGAAACAUUAAAUGUGGAUAGUGUUUUUAGUGAGAGUGAAAAAAGGCAGCAUAGUCCAAGACAUAAGUCACAUGUCAGCAGCAAACCUAAAGGUGGCAAAGAUCAGAGUUUUAAUAAUUGGCCAAAAGAAAAUCCAAAGCAAAGAGGGUUAAUGACCAUAUAUGAAGAUGAAAUGAAGCAGGAAAUAGGAAGCAGAAGUUCCCUUGAAUCUAAUGGAAAAGGAACAGAGAAAAGUUCAGGCUUCACAGACAGUAAAGAUCGUGGUAACAACUGGCAGAUGCAAAGGACAGAGUCUGGCUAUGAAAGCAGCGAUCAUAUCAGUAACGAAUCUACUAAUUUGGACUCACCUGUUAUUGAUGGAAACAGCACAGGAGUGGAUACCAGUGGUGUUAAAGAAGUGGCAUCCUUCAGUGAGCAGAUUAAGAUGAGUAACCCAAGUAUAGACUGUACAGACUAUAGGUCUCAUCAGAGCAGAAACCACUUAGAAGACUCCAGAAAAGAACCUAAAGACUUGGAAGCAGGCUAUAAAUCUUAUGAUCUCCAUCCAGAAUCACAUCUACAAAUAAAAAGUCAUUUGAUAAAAAGGCCACAUGUCCAUGAAACCAGUGACAAGUUAUUUACUUCAGCCAGUGCACAAAUUCUCCAGGACCAUACUGUACGAGGGCCUGCUUGCCAGUCGGAUGAACAGAAACUUAAAAAACCAAAUGAGUGCCAGUUUUCUGAACGGCUAAAUCCAGACACUCCUGAAGGAACAGGUUUGCCCCUUCACAGGGGUGCCAGGCCUGUGCCUGGGAAGAGAGCCAGUAGUAAUGAAGCUGCCUCACCCUCUUCAGCAGGUUCUUCACACGGGAGAACUACUGGAAUGAAGUCACAAAUUGUACAGUUUGUCCCCGAAAGCAUAAUGGAGCAGUGCUAUUCUGAGAAAACUCUAUCCAGAGACUCUAGAAUUCAGUCAACCUGCCUAUCUGACAGUUGUCAGAUGCCAAAACUAAUUUGCCACAAUUCACCACCUCCUUUGCCACCAAAGAAAUAUGCUAUGACCAGUGUGCCACAGUCACAGAAAAAUGAAUUUAUUUCUGAUGUCAGACCCACAGAGGUGUUUAGUGCUAAUUCCUGCAGUCUUCCAAAACCCAGCUUAAGUACAGCUUCAGAACCAAGUUUGAAAGUGAGCACAUGCAUGAACAGUGAGAGAUGUAAAGAAAUGAUUCAAGUGAAGCAGUGUGCUGGCAGUGCGCACGAUGACCCGGACAACUUUUCAGCAUAUGAUUUUCAGGCAAACUCAGUUGCAACGGCUGCUGCAUGUUGCCAGCCAGAUCAAGACUGUCAUUCAGCGGGCCCACAUGAGACAGUUUCAUUAACCACCUAUUUUUCAGUUGAUAGUUGCAUGACAGAUACAUACAGACUGAAAUACCACCAAAGACCCAAGCUCUGUAUUCCAGAGAGCAGUGGCCAUUGUAAUAAUUCACUGCCUCAAACUGAAAGAGUGGGGGAAUCCAUGUUACAUAAUAACAGUUCAAGCUGCCCUUCUGAACAAAGAUAUAAGAGUAGCAUAGAUUGUAAUAAAUAAAUGAUGAAAUUGCAAGCUUAACAUUUCUGAAGACAAUUAAAGUAUACCAGCUAACUAAACCUGGUGAAAUGCAAAAAUCAUGAAUCACUAUAUAUCUAUGCCAUUCUAUUUUAUGAUUAUCAGUUUAUCAGGUAUUUUAGAAAUUUCUUUUAAGUAGUCUUGGCAUGCCAUGAAAAGUGGGACACUCAUAAAAAGUAUAUUAUUAUUUACUAUAUGUAACAGUUGAGUAAAAAUGAAAUUUGUCUCUCAUUAUAUGGCUAGUAGACCCAUAAGUAUUAAACUGAUCAGGACUUACUUUGUAGGUUGGUAAACUGCUAAUUGAAAAAUGCACAUUGUGUAGUGAAAGCAGUAUUUGCUUUUUGCAGAGCACUUUCUCAUGGGAAAAGCACAGGAUGGCUGUACCCAUUUGUUUUUGACUUCCAUGAUAGUCUAAUGUGUAUGAACCCUUCAAGUGUCUUAAAAAUAUUGACCCAUGAAUUUGAUACCAUUUUGGGUACCAUUUGCCUUAAUGAUUAAAGAUUUUUAAGUUAAAGUCUCAAGGUCACUACUCAUAGAACUUUUCAGAAUAUCUACUUGGCAUAAAUUGGGCCUCUGACUAUUAUUUGUAUUCAUAAUUAGUACUUGAGCCAUGUAAGCUAAAAGUCAAGAUACUUAAAAUUUAGUAUUUAUUUAUCUUGUUAUAUUUUUUCUAAUGUUAUAUGAAAUGUGAAGGGUCUUUAUUUUGGUUUAGUUUACUUUGGGCUGCUAAUAACCAGUGCUAGGAAUGUUCAUUGGGCUCUGAUAUUGAGACUCACUGUCAUUGCCUAAGUUUUCUCUACUCUGAUCUUACCUGUAUAAAGGUUUUCAAUUCAUUUUAUUAACUGAGGCUUCCAAGUUAAGUUUCUACCUACCUUUCGUAUAAAGUUUAAUUUUAAAGAAAUGUUGGGCAUCCUGGGGUUUUGUCCCAUUUUCUCUUUAUCCCAGCUACCUUCAUGGAGUGAGCUUUGUAAUUGAAUUUUCAUUAUCGUGAACUAACCACUGAAAAUAAAUUAUUUGAAUUGCCUUA